AUGAAGCGAUGGAUUGUAUUAAUAACCAUAAUAAUUAUACUAGUUAUUCAGUAUUUAUUUACAGGUAUCAAAACUAAAGUUUCAAGAAAAUACUUCCAAGAUUUUCGAUGGAAAUCCAAAGAACCGAAGCAACAAGUAAUACUGGUGGCAUACAUGCGCAGUGGUUCAUCGUUUGUUGGUAAUAUUCUACAGUAUAAUCCGGAUGUAUUUUAUGUAUUUGAACCACUCUACACUCUAGAACAAUUUUAUACAAGUGCCAUAAAGAAACCGAUUACUUUUUUUCAUAAACCACCAUUUUUUAAGGGCGAUGUAGACUAUGAAGAAUUGAAAAAUGAGUAUGUGUCAAAAGCGUUAUCAUGUGACUUCAGGAAUCUUGAUAUCGACACACUGACACAUAUACACUGGAUUCGAGGGAAAAUGGAACCAUAUUACGAAUGUCUGAUAGGAAAUGGGAAAUUCAAAUCAACCAAUCAGAAAACUAGACAGUCAGCACCUGAUUUAAAAUCAAUAUCAAGGUCAAACAUUCUUAAAUGUUUACAUUUUCUUUAUAAAGAAUGUGACAAACGAAACGUGUCGUUGAUUAAAUUAAUCCGAUAUAAGAUGAGAAGUGCCGAAAUACUACUCGCAAAAUAUCCGAAUUACAAAAUAAUCAUUUAG
This is a messenger RNA of Lottia gigantea (owl limpet), 657 nucleotides long. RefSeq lists its product as hypothetical. The coding region runs from base 1 to 657 and encodes 218 amino acids. Gene Ontology annotation, molecular function: N-acetylglucosamine 6-O-sulfotransferase activity. The transcript has 3 exons. The record is from RefSeq and is a predicted model, not a curated record. Gene Ontology annotation, biological process: N-acetylglucosamine metabolic process; sulfur compound metabolic process. NCBI's taxonomy places the organism in Eukaryota, Metazoa, Mollusca, Gastropoda, Lottiidae.